AUGGACGCCAGCGAUGCCUCGCUGCUAGACGAGCGCAGCAGAGAUUCCCCCACACUGCUGCCCGCCCUGCAGAACCUUCUGCAACUCGUCACGCCGGCGAUACCGAUGACCAAGUCCAGGCUGCAGGCAGUCAUGGGAAUCUCUACGAUGGUACAGCGCGUCCGGAUAGAACCCUCUUCCUUCGGUCCACUCUUACCACACUCUCUUCAGGCUCGACAUGGCGCGAAGCAUCAAGAUGCUGGAAAUGGACGAUGUUUUUGCAUCAGUAGGCAGCAGGGGCUGGGAUACCAAGCGUGCUGGCCGCGACCUUGAAAGUGCGAGAGGGCCACACGGCGUGCCUGAGAGAGAUCUUGUGGCUUUGCAAACCCUUUGCUACGUCAAGGAGACGGUGCUUGCUGCGAUCACCUUUAUCGCCCCUGGAGCCCUGGGCAGGAACUUGUCCGCAGCUGCCGAGGCGAGGGCUGCACUUGUACCGCUUUUUUCUCUAUCGAGCUGACUGAAAGUCCAUAUAGACUAUUUAUACAAAUUGUUUCGUAGUCGGGACUUCCACCGGUGACGUUCGGACAACAAAAAAGAGGCGUUGGCCGUGGUGUGACUUUUUUUCGAAGUUUGC
Ectocarpus sp. CCAP 1310/34 is the source of this 613-nucleotide messenger RNA. Lineage: Eukaryota; Phaeophyceae; Ectocarpales; Ectocarpaceae. The record is from the annotation of a GenBank genome assembly.